Thecamonas trahens ATCC 50062 is the source of this 1002-nucleotide messenger RNA. RefSeq lists its product as uncharacterized. NCBI's taxonomy places the organism in Eukaryota, Apusomonadida, Apusomonadidae. The transcript has 2 exons. Gene Ontology annotation, molecular function: protein binding. The record is from RefSeq and is a predicted model, not a curated record. The coding region runs from base 1 to 1002 and encodes 333 amino acids.
AUGGAAGGAGCAAAGCUCGACGAGCUUCCCACCGAGCUUCUCCAGCGGAUGGCGUACUUGUUCGGGCUCUAUGCUCGCGACGUGGCGGCGCUCAAGGCAACGUGUCGGGCGUUGCGGGCCAAGCUCGGGUCGAACGGGCAUGCGCUCGUGCUGCACCGUGCGCUGCUGCCUAUGGCACAGAGUCUGGCGGCUGGAUGGAUUGAUGCUGCUGAGAUGCGGCUCGCAAGAAUGGACGAUGUCGAGCUUGCCAAGGAAGUGGAUAAGGUGCUACCUGCGCUGCUGCGGCUUCCGGCUGCGGUGGAUGGAGGGCGGAUUGGCCGGAUGUGGCCGCGGGUCUUUGCUGCUGCCUGCGCACGACACGGUGAUAGUGACGACGCGUUUGGCUUUGACGUUACGCCGCUGCCGCGGCUGUACGUGUCAAAGGGCAAAGGCGCACGAGCGCUGUCGCUGCUGGAGAUGGCAAGCUGGCAUGGACACGCGGACGCGGUGAGCGACUUGCUGAGCGAGGGCGUCCAGCCGCCGAUUGCUUAUCGGGUCCGCGGACGCGAGCGGUACUUUGUCUACGCGUGCAUGGGAGGGCAUGUCAGGGUUGUGCAGCGAGUGGUCGAGGAUGGGCGCGGCGUUGCCGACGCGACACGACACAACACGGGGUUGACCGCUGCCGCGCGCUCGGGCCACCUCGCUGUGGUCGAGCUGCUGGUGGAUGGCGGAUGGGCUGACCUGGGGCAUUCUGAUUGCGAAGCGUUCCGGCUGGCGACCGAGGCGGGGCAGAGUCAUGUGGUGGCGUGGAUGCUUGGGCGAGCCGAGGUUGAUCCAGGGGCACGCUACAGCUAUGCGCUCGGGAUGGCGGCGUCGGGCGGACACGCGGACGUGGUGGAGCUGCUGCUUGCGGACGGGCGAUCGAAUCCAGGUGACGACGACUCGUACUGCCUGGUCAAGGCUGUGCUCAACGGGCAUGCGGGCGUUGUGCGUUCACUACUGCGAGAGGCGGCACGCUCGUAG